Rotaria socialis is the source of this 1419-nucleotide messenger RNA. NCBI's taxonomy places the organism in Eukaryota, Metazoa, Rotifera, Eurotatoria, Philodinida, Philodinidae. The record is from the annotation of a GenBank genome assembly.
AUGGAGAGUGAAACGCCAAGACAGAUGAGAAAAGUUCGUCGUAAUAUAUUCCAUCGGGUUGGAAUGAGAUUAGGAAAACUCGAAGAAAGUCUUGGUAUGCCAAGUCCAGAUUCAUCUCGUAAUUCACAAUUAUCAUUAAGUGAUACUUCUUCGAAUUAUCAGUGGGAAAAUGCAGAAGAUUAUGAUGAAGAAGGUGAUAAUGUAUCAAUACAAUCUGUGCCUUAUUCUCAUUCGAACACUCCAAGAGUGGAGUUUCAUCAUUCAACUAAUCAAUUAACUCAGUCGCAAUCGGAUGUUGUAAUGAACGGUACGAGCUCUGACGGUUCCUGGCAAACCCACAAAGAAGAACAGGUGAAGCUCACUUUCAAACAUCAAACUGGUUACGAUGAUAACGAAACGGAGAUGAUUUGUAAAGAUUUAAUGGAAAAUAAACCAGCUCGAUUAUAUGAAUGUCGAGAUUAUGAUAAAAAAGUAUCACUUCUACGUAUGGCUAUUUCGUUUAAUUCGCCAAAAGUUACUGUCCCGGUUUUACUAUUUCUUGAAAAUACAUUGUCAAAACCAAUAUUUUAUGAACUCAUCAAAAAACAUCCAUCAGCAAUAAAAAAUUAUCUUAAUACAACGAAAUCACGGGUUGACAAUGAUUAUUACAUCGCCAUGCUAAAGCAAUUUGGUAAAAACCAAGAUGUCGGUAUGAUACGCAUCCGGCAAGCAAGUGAAAUCAAAGAUAUCAAUAAUAAAAUUUCUCUAUUAGAACAAGCGGCAAUUGAAACAAAUUCGCAUCCUUGGUGGAAUUUACAAAUAAUUGAAUAUCAACAUUUACUUCGUAAACAACGAGAAUUACAAAAAUCUAAUUCUUCUUCACAAUCAAAUGUUCGCCUUGAAAAUAGAACUCUACUUGACACAUAUAAAAUACUAUUUGAUAUCGAUUUUCGACGACAAAAAUAUACUCGACAUCCCGAUAAAACGGCUGUCGAACAUAGUAAAGAACUCGAAACAGCAUUUCAAAUGUCUCCAGAAAUGAUCAUGUGUGGUAAAUUAUCAGCAAUAAUGCAAUGUGGUUUACGAAUGCAUUAUGAAGAUUUUAUUCAUCAAGCAAUGCAUCAGGCUAUUUUUAGUCGAAAAUAUGUUAUACCACCAGAAAAUUUUGCUGAUAUGGUCUUUAAUUGGGUUAGAUUAAGUGGAGAAGGGCAAGAGAAAGCAAGUGAAAAAACAGAAAGAUUUCUUAAUAUGAUUCUAAGUCCAAUGCGACGAAUUUAUUACGCAGAAAAAUUUCAAAAUUACGAUGUUGCCAUGGAUACUAUUGCCAAUGUUCUUCGUGACCGAGUGCAGUUAGAAAAUUUACGUAGACGUAUACCACGUGAUCAUGCAUCGUUUAAUCGAGCUACGUCAUUGCUAGAAAAUUCAAAAUGGAAAAAUUAA